Molecule: messenger RNA, 2301 nt
Organism: Closterium sp. Naga37s-1
Lineage: Eukaryota; Viridiplantae; Streptophyta; Zygnematophyceae; Desmidiales; Closteriaceae
Source: the annotation of a GenBank genome assembly
AUGGCGAACCGAAGCCCCAUCAGCGACCGCGUGCUACAGGCGAUUGUGACUAUACAGAGGGCCAGGCGAGUGGCUGGAGAAGGCGCCAGGGGAGGCCAGGGAGGUAUAAGGGGUGUAGAGAGUCAGCAAGGUCAAGCAAGUCAACGGAGCCAUGGUGGAGGGGAGGAUGGGAGGGUGCGUGGCGGGGGGGGGUCGCUGAAGGCCGUGGUGGCAGAGGUGGCGGGGGCGCUGGAGAAGCGCGAGGUGGAGGAGCUUAUGACGGAGCUGCAGCGACGCCACGACUGGAAGGCCACCCUCGAGGUGUUCGCGUGGAGCCAGCAGCAGGUGUGGUUCCGGCCCAACAUGCGGCUGUACAACACGCUGAUGGGCUUCCUGGCGAGGGAGCAGCAGGCGCACGCCGCCACGCUGCUCUUCCAGGACAUGCUGCUGUCGCGCGCGCGCCCCAACCACUUCACGUACACCGCACUCAUCAACGCGUACGGUCGCGCCGGGUGGUUCGAGGACGCCCUCGCUGUGUUCCACCACAUGAAGACGUGCGAUGAUGAUGACUGCCGGCCCAACACAGUGACGUGUAACGCGCUGAUUGGUGCGCUGUGCAAGGGGGGCAUGUAUGACGAGGCGGUGGAGGUGUUCAUGGACAUGCGUGCGGGGGCGGGCGGGGCGGGCGGCCUGCCACUCAACUGCAGGCCCAACAUAGUGACAUACAACACGCUCAUCGACACCUUGUGCCGGGAAGGCCAGCUCGAUGCCGCUCUGCAGGUGCUGGAGGACCUGUCAUCGGGCGUGCUGGACUCCCAGGUGGCCCCCAACAUAGUCACAUUCAACACCAUUAUCAACGCCUGCGGCAAGGCGGGCCGCGCCCCCGACGCAGAGGCCACGCUGCAGGCCAUGGAGCGCACCGCCAUGGCGCCCGACGGCAUCACGUUCACCGCGCUCGUGGACGCGUACGGCCGCAUGGGCGACGUGGAGCGAGCCGAGGAGGCGUUUCACCGCAUGCUGCAGGCGGGCAUCUCCCCAGACGUGUUCUCCUACACGGCCCUCAUGGCUGCCUUUGGCCGCGCUGGGCUGUCCGAUCGGGUCACGGAGACUCUGGCUGCCAUGCAGCGUGCAGGCGUGCCGCCCAAUGAGGUCACGUUUCUCACCGUGCUGGACGCCCACGGCAAAGCGGGUAACUACGAGGAGGCGGAGGCCACGCUCGCCGCCAUGGUUACGUGCGGUUACCGCCCGUCGGUGUACAGCUGGAGCUGCUUGAUUGACGCGUUUGGGAAGGCGGGGCUGUAUGCCAAGGCAGCAGGGGCGUUUGAACGCAUGCAGGCCGAGGGGUGCCGCCCGAAUCUGAUCACGUAUGCAGCCAUUUUGUCUGCUUGUGCGCGGUGCGAGAAGUGGGAGGAUGCGCUGGAGCUGCUGUACUGCCUGCAGAGGACUGGCGGCGAAUGGGAAGUCGCCAUGUGUCGCCUCGUGAUGGCUGGCCCAGAGGAGGAAGGAGUCGAGUGUGCGAGCGAGGAGGAGGUGGUGGAGGGACUGGUGAGAGGAGGGGCGCGGGGAGGGGCAGGCAGGAGGGGCGAGAGGUCGGACGAGGGGCUGUGGGAGUCGGCAGGGAGGAUGUUUGGUGCGUUUCAGGCGGUGCCGCUGCCCAUGCGCCGCUCCUUCUACAACGCUCUGGCCGACGUGCUCUGGAGCUUCGGCAUGCGACGCCGCGCUGCCCGCGUGGUGGCGCUGGGCCGCGGCCUGGGCGUGUACGGCGGGGCCGAUGACCUGCACAAGGAGGCGCGCGGUGCACGCAGGGGGGGCGCGGGGCGCAGGGAGAGCAGCAGCAGUGGCAGUGAGAGUGAGAGUGGGAGUGGUACUGGGAGUGGCAAGCAGAGGGGUGGGGGGGGCGGCAGGGGCGGGGGUAUGUGGAGAGAGGAGGGCGUGUGGAGUGUGGACCUGCACGAGCACUCCAUCGGCUCCGCUUGCGCCUUCCUCUUCCUCUGGCUCCGCGACCUGCGCACCGCGUGGCAGUGGCACAAUGAGAUCCCGGAGGCCAUCGAUAUAGUCACGGGGUGGGGGCGCCACAGCAAGCGCAAGGACGCCACGUCAGACAAGCCAGCACAGGUGGCGCCCCUCAAGGCAGCGAUCCUGAGGGAGCUGCUCCUCAUGCGCUCGCCCUUCCAGGAACUUUCUGUCAAUGCCGGUCGUCUAGUGGCGGGCGGGUGGGCGGCGUACUCGUGGCUGUUGCAGGAGGAGAUGGGGGAGCAGCUGCAGCUCAGGGAUGCGCCCCAGCCCGUGCCUCCUGGGGACAAGCCGUACCAACCACUGUAA